AUGCGCCCAGAAACGGGGCGGAAAGGCCCCGCGGGAAAGGUGCUGCAGGCGGUUGCCAGGAUCCUGAGAGGAGGCCUCCAUGUGCGUGGGGUCGACGCGAGGCCCGCCGCGGAGCGGGUAAAAGGUCACGGACCAGGAGGACGAGGUGGACCGCUGCGCCUCAAGGAGCCCACGUGGGCUACACGCAGCGCCAGGGAGGAACGGACCCUGGGGGUGGGGUGUGAAGCGGGUCACGUAGGCGGGGCGGGGGCGGGGCGUGUGGGGCGAAGGUCUGUUGAGGAAGAGGAAGAUCCUCUCCCCCAUACUGAAGUCCAAGCCCCUGCAAGGAAUCUGCAUCCAGAGAUUUCCUGGACAGAGGCUUCAGACGUGGAGAAAACCUUCUCCACUGAGACAAGGCCUUCAGAUCUGGGGCCAGACCUCCAGGAUUGGGAUCACAGGGCCCUAACAACCUCGCCAGCAUCAGCCUGAGCUAGAGAGGUCCAGGCUUCAGAGACCUGAGUCGCAAAGGCUCAGGCCUGGGAGACCCAUGCUUUGAAGGCUCGGGCCUGAGGUGUUCAACAACCAAAGCCCUUGAAAACUAGGGAGUUUUCAACUAUGACAGUCCUGAAACAGAAACCCUCGGAAGUGGUGGGAAAGUUGAAAAGACAGUGAAAUAUUUGUCCCGGUCCACUCUGGUCCAGCAAGCUUGAGUACAUCCUGGCCCAGAUGAGCUGCUUGAUGUUUCCAUCUAGCCUCUGGUGCUUUGUCAUACUGUGGAUUUACAAAGGAGGCUGCGGCUUCUUCAUCGUGGACCUCCUCAUGCUGCUCUUUAGCAUUCUGCUAAUCUUCCUCCAGCUGGCCAUCGGUCAGAGGGCGCAGCAGGCUGGCAUAAAUGUGUGGAAGACCCUGGUCCCCCGAGUUGGUGGAAUAGGGUACAGCAUCUUCAUGGUGAGCUCCAUCAUCAGCACAUAUUUGAGUGUGCUGAACUCCUGAAUCUUCUACAUGAGCUACAUGUUCCACUUCAUUGUUCCCUGGGAGAAAUGCCCCUCACUGAGGAAUUCCAGUGACUUUGAUCCCCUGUGUGAGCUGGCAACACCUUCAAUGUACCAGCAGACCUUGAAAGCCUCAGAUGGAAUUGAGGAUGGAGGGUCACCAGUUGUCAGUCUGGUCAUGCCCCUCUUUCUGUCCUGGUGUCUGGUCUGUGCUUUCAUGAUCAACGGGAUCAAGUCCAUCGGGAAGAUUCUGUAUGUACUGAUACCGCUGCCCCACUUCAUCAUCCUCUGUUUCCUCAUUGCUGAGAACAGACUGCAAUGCCAAUGCCAACUUUCAAACAGGAUCAGGACUUGGAACCCCAUGGACCAGUCCCUUGAAAGAUGUCCUGUGACAGGAGAUGAAGAGCCCUCGGAGGAAGAGCCCCAGAACAAAGAGCUCACUGAGGGACAGCACAUAUCCAGCAACAUGUUUCAUACUGACACGUCCCUGUCCUGGGGCUUCAAGACCAAAGAGGUGCGCAUCACCAAGCUCCCAGACCACUUCCAGUCUAAAAGGACAGAGAACUUCCUGAUUCUGGUGGCCUUCUCCAUUGGGCUGGGCAGCAUGUGGCGAUUCCCAUAUCUGUGCCACAAGAAUGGAGGAGGCAGCUUCCUGUUGAUAUACUUCAUCCUGCUGCUGCUCCUGGGCAUUCCCCUCUUGUACAUGGAGAUGGUCAUAGGACAGUGGCUGCACAUGGACAACAUCCAGGCCUGGAAGCAUCUGGUCCCCUGGCUGGGCGGCCUGGGCUAUGCCAGCAUACUGGCCUGCAUCUUGGUGAGUUUGUACAAUAGCACCCUGGUCUCUUGGAGCCUCUACUACCUGGGCCACUCCGUCAUCUAUCCCCCACCCUGGGAACACUGUCCCCUGGUAAAGAACAUCACUAUGGCAGACCUCUCCUGCCUUCAGACUGUGUCCCACCAGUAUUUCUGGUACCACACCACCCUGUGAGCUUCGGCCCGACUGGAGGAAGGGAUCGAGAUGCUGGUCUUGAACCUCAGCCUGUGCCUCCUUGUGGCCUGGAUCUUCCUCUACAUAACCACGAUCUCUAGGAUGAAGAUUCCAGCACUAAUGCUGAUCUUCACCAUAGUCUUCCUCUACGUCAUCCUCCUCUGCUUCUUCAUCCGCAGUCUCUUUCUGGAAGGUGCAGUGGACAGCCUCAGGAGCUUGGUGACCACAGAGGUCUCCAUCCUGAAAUCGCCCGACACGUGGCGUCAGGCCGGAGGCCAUGUGCUCUAUUCCUUGGGUCUAGGCAUGGGCACCAUCAUCACUUUCUCCUCCUACCACUUGAGAGGUGACACCCCUGUCAAGUCAGCCUCCUUCCUGGCCGUGGUCAACCUGGCGACUUCAGUGCUGACCACGUCCAUCACAUUCCUGGUGUUGAGGUUCUGGGUUGCAACCAGCGGAUCCACCUGCGUUGAGAAGAAUGUCUCCAAUUUGAUUGAGAAGAUAUCGGAGGGCAUGCUGCCCCAGGAGGCCUGGCCUCCCCAAGGCAUCGUGGGCAGACCCCCGGAGGACUACCUGGACUGGAUCAUCCAGCUCCCCAGGCACCUCCAGGAGGAGGUCUUCCAUGGCUCCCUGCCCUGCAGCAUCCUGGUACAGAAGGAAAAGUUCAUGGAGGGCCCUGGCCUUGUGUACGUGGUCUUCUCUCAAGGUCUGUUUCCCGGUUCCUCUUUCUGGGCCAUCAUGUUCUUCCUCGCUCUGGUCAUUAUUGAAUUGGGUACCAUGAUUGUUCUCCUGGAGGGCAUCGUGCUUCCCCUGCAGAACUGCAUCCCCAUCUUCUCAAAUCAUCCCAAGCUGGUCUCAGUGGUCGUCUGUUUGGGAGGACUUCUGGGCAGUCUUGUCUUCACCAGCCACCCCGGCAGCUAUGUGGUACUCCUGUUUGAUGACCACCUGGUUCCCAUGGUCCUGGCCAUUAUUGUGGUGUUCCAGAACUUGUCUUUGACUUGGAUCUAUGGAAUCAGGAGGUUUGGGGCUGAGAUGUUCUGCCAUCUGUGGACGCCCUUCACCUUACUGUGGAGUUUCAUGUCAUUGCCCGUGCUGCUGGCUCUGCUCAUCCUCUGCUUCCUGAAUCUCUACUACAAGGACUAUUACAUCUCCUGGAAUGAUGACACGAGCCAGGAAAUGAAGCAGCCUUACCUAAACACAGACCUGGGCUGGGUCGCCUUCCUCAGCAUCCUGGUCCUGCUGCCCAUCCCCAUCCACCUGCUGCAGCACUGGUGGUACUUGGAGGACAGCACCCACUCUGACCUUUUAGAAAAGCCUCUGUCCUCCAGAAAGAUGACCAUGGGGCCUAAUAAGGACUUCCAGCGGCCUCUGUCCACCAGAAGGAGAACCACCUCAAGCCAGGAAAAAGGCACAAGCUCACUCCCAGCAAGCAAGAGUCCCCAGGAGGCGUUCCUGGGGCCAGAAAACCUGUUAAGGAGGGACUCUGACAGCUACCCCAGCUUCAGCCUGCCUGGUGGGCCCAUUCCCCUGACCACUCUCUGA
Messenger RNA from Nannospalax galili (Upper Galilee mountains blind mole rat), 3498 nucleotides. RefSeq names its product solute carrier family 6 member 16 (gene Slc6a16). Gene Ontology annotation, cellular component: membrane. Gene Ontology annotation, biological process: sodium ion transmembrane transport. Lineage: Eukaryota; Metazoa; Chordata; Mammalia; Rodentia; Spalacidae. The record is from RefSeq and is a predicted model, not a curated record.